Molecule: messenger RNA, 5461 nt
Organism: Coregonus sp. 'balchen'
Lineage: Eukaryota; Metazoa; Chordata; Actinopteri; Salmoniformes; Salmonidae
Source: the annotation of a GenBank genome assembly
AUGCGAUAUGAGAGUGUGAAUAAGAGGCCUGCUGUGCCUCAUACUAGUGCACAAACAGGUAACUAGCAAUUCCACAUUGGUUACAUAUGCACUGUGAUGCUAGUGUAAAGGUGUACAGCACAGCAGGCUGCUGAGGGGAGCACGGCUAAUAAUAAUGGCAGGAACGGAGCGAAUUGAAUGUCAUCAAACACAUGAAAACCAUGUGUUUAACGUAUUUGAUACCAUUCCACUAAUUCCGCUCCAGCCAUUACCACUAGCCCGUCCUCCCCAAUUAAGGUGCCACCAACCUCCUGUGGUGUACAGAGAAUACAUAACUACGUACACCGCUAUUGCACCAACCUAUAUGUAACCACAUCAUGUAACUACUAUAAUGUCAAUAGGUUACAUUGUUUUAUUGUCACUUGACAUAAAGUGAAAACUGGAGGUUUUCUGAUGUUAGUUAUGUGUAGUGGUGUUAUUAGCAGUAUCAACACAAUGCCUUUCGACUUUAACAUAUCAUUCUGUCUGAAUUAAUUUGAUCCCAGUGAAAAACAACACAUCUGACACCAGUGUUGUUUCGUGAGGAAGUAUCUACAAGCAGAAUAUAAGUACCUCCAGAAUAAUUAUGUUCCCUGCACUUACAGUAGUGCUGCAAACCCCUUUACCCCUAAUGAGCAACAACAGUGUGGAAAUUGGUUGAUUUUCCAACCUUUAUCAAAAUUAUACAACACUGUAACAUGGGAAUGGCGUGCCAUAUUCCAUACAGAACAGACUUGUUAGCUGAACACAGGAUAUUAACACAUGAAAUCCCUGCCUGGCUUGAUAUUGCCACCCCCCCCCCCCCCCCCCUAUAAUUUGAUCCUCCACUUCAAGUCCCAACUGGCUGCAAUAAGUCCUGAUUGAUGCAGUGCCUUGGUACUGCGAUAUCCCCUGAUAGCCGCUGCUACUAGACGAGCUUGGCAGCCUUCGUUAAUAAUUUAUAAGGAUAGGUAGCUUACAAAAGAGAACACAUUAUACUGUGAGAAUCAGACUGGUCCUUAACACAGAGCCAGUACAGUCCUACUCCUACUUUUUCAUGCCAUCAUUAGAGGCAACCGCCUAUAUGUCCCCUUGUCGUGUGGUUUUCACAAGGCCAUAAUAGCUGAUAUAAGUAAUUUAUGACCAAUGAUUUAAAUACAAAAUUUAGCAUAUUAAUCAGGCAAAGACCUUUCCCCAGUUUGCAGCGCUGAGCUAUUAUAUAAACAGGGGGCAGGCAAAGGACAGGUCAAGGGCAGGCACAGGUCUGUAGUCCAGGGCAGAGUCCGUAAGGUACAGAGCGGCAGGCAGGCUCAGGGUCGGGGCAGGCAGAGGUCAGUAAUCCAGGGCAGAGUCCGUAAGGUACAGAGCGGCAGGCAGGCUCAGGGUCGGGGCAGGCAGAGGUCAGUAAUCCAGGGCAGUAUCAAAACGGUACAGAACGGCAGGCAGGCUCAGGGCAGGCAGAAAGAUCAAAACCGGGAAACGAAACACACGCUGGUAGGCUUGAUGAGACAAGACGAACUGGCAACAGACAAACAGAGAACACUGGUAUAAAUGCACAGGGGAUAAUGGGGAAGAUGGGCGACACCUGGGGGGGGGGGGGGGGGGAAACAAGCACAAAGACAGGUGAAACAGAUCAGGGUGUGACAUGUAUUGCCAUGGGGAAUCUGUCCAUUCAUUAGAGAACAAUUAAACAAAUUGGGAAUUGGACUAGAUUUCUGAUUUAUUGGGUGUGCACACACAGAUGCGACUCCCACUCUGCAAGAUAGAUUCUCUAAAUGGGGAGUCCUAAGCUAUUUGAACUUGAAGGGCUAUAAAGUGGAAAUGGCAACAUAGCAGAACUGAUUUGGUGAGAUGAUUUUCUGACAGCCCUUCUAGGCGAUAGUGAUAGAUUAGAGUGUGUGCACACUGUGCCCGCUGCAUGACGUGGUUGCAGGUGGCUGAGGGUGGAAGGUCACAGCAAGUCACGAAACAGCUAGCUCUAAACCUUGUUUACUGUACCCCCUGAGACAUUUAGUCAUACAUUUAACUAAACUUUCAGAAGUGUUUACUAGAUUAUGUUGCAUUCAUUUUGAAGUUCUAUUUCAUUCAGAGAUUUCCUUCAGACAACAUCCCAUCAUGGCGCCCCUCAGAGAAGUGACGCACACGAACACCCCCCAAACUCCCUCAAUUACACCCAACAAUGAUAUAGAUGACAACAACUAAGCAUAACAAUUUGGAGGUUGGGAAAACCAGGGGAAGCAGAUUGGCCAUUACCCUUAAAAAGGUAUCAAUUUAGGGAUAAUAACUAGUUGUGUUUGGGACAGUAAUGUGGCGAGAUGGCUCCCCUGAUGGAGCUGGAAGAGACACAAAGAGAUGGAACUGUUGCAGACGGACUGUAACACGGAGAGAUUGGAUUCCGAGGGGGGAAAAUCGCUUAAGUCAGAGCAGAGAGCCUAAUGAUAUAAUAGAGAAGUCUGAAAAUGAUGGAAGCUUAUUAUGGACACAAUUAAAGAUGGAGGACUGCUCCUGUCGAUGCGCCGACGUGCCUUAUCAACUGCUGUUUAUUUAUAUUCCCUGUGAUGGAUUCAUCAUAUCUGGCAGAGGUUUUUGAAGAAGGAUGGCUGUGUUGGGGAUACCAAUAUCUCGAAAGUGUGUGCAUGUAUCCAAGGUCUGAAAGGAAAGCAAGCCAUUAUACAUAUUAUGCGUGUGUGUGUGUUUGUGUGUGCGCGUGUUCGUCAGCUGUUAAGCAGAGAGGCAACAGCACCUGAUAACCUCCCAAUUUUACAUAGACAGACACUAUUGAUUAACAAAAUGCGUACGUGUCAGUCGAGUGCAAACAAAUCAAGCUAAGCAAAUAAGUUGAUAAUACAGUAUGUCAGGCGCCACCUAAUGUUUUUUAAACACCUAAAGCCAGGUGAUACCAUUUGAUAUAAUCUGAAAUGUAAUGCAGUUUUCUCAUUCAAGAGAGGAUGGAGGGAGUGGAUGGAUGGAUGGAAAGAUUUCUCUGGCUCCCUCAUCUGUAUUCUGCUACUGUCCACAUGAAUGAAUCAGAUAGUGAUGGUCUGUUUCUCUCUCCCACACUCUCCCUCCCUCCCUCCAUCUCUCUCUAUACCUGUUCUCUCUGCCAUGACCCUUCACUGUCUUUCCCUGUCUAUUUUUCUUUCAUCUCCAUUUUCUUCUUAUCCACUCUGUCCUCUCUCCUCCUCAACUCCAUCCCUCAUCUCUCCUUCAUCUUGUACGUCCUCAUCUUCACUUUCUCUUUCAUUUGCUCUCCCCCUCUACUUGCUCUCUCAUUCCCACCUUAUUCCCUUAUCUACCUCAUCUCUCGCUCAUAUCCACUCUUCUUGGCUCUCUGUCUUGCUCUCCUCAACACCUUCCCAUCUCCACAUCUUCACUCCUAUCUCUCUCUUGCUCCUACGUAUCUCCACCCCUCCAUUCCUCUCUUUCACACCCUUCCCUCACAUCUCUCUCCUCACUACCUCUCUUGCAACCCCUCCACUUGUCUUUCUUUCCAACCCUCUCUCUAUCUUCCCCCUCUCUCUUUCUCACCAUCUUUCCCUCUCUAUGCAUACACUCCCCUUCUCUAACCCCUUCCCUCCAUACCUCUACUUCUCUCUUUUACCCCUUCCCCGUCCACCAUUCCACUUCCUUCUCUCCUUCAUCCCUUCCCUUUGUCCACCCCUCCUCUCUCGCGCUCGCUCUCGCCCUCCCUCCUCCUCACCCCACAGGUGGUGUAUGCAUUGCCCAGUCUCUGAAGAUCCCCAGGGAGCCCAAGCCGGGGGAGUUUGACAAGCUCAUUCUGCGAUUGCUUGAGACCUCCAACGCCCGAGCCGUCAUCAUGUUCGCCAAUGAGGACGACAUUAGGUGUGUGUCUCGGUCUCACACACACAAACAGACACACACGCACAGACACACGUCCUCCUUCAGUCAGUGCACUCUAGUCGCCAUCGAGUUAAAAACAGUGUUUGUCCCCUCCAUCAGUUAAUCCACAAACCCUUCACUGUGGAUUGAGAUAACGAUGUUUCGAUUAACUCCGGGACACUACUGGUACAAGGAACUGUCUAUGCGGCGGAGUGCCUUGUAUUGAAGUUCCUUUCAGCACAUAAAGGACUCUCUGAUGCUCCUCAACCAAAAGCUCAGCACCUGAGUGUAAUAAGUAAACUCAGUUUUCCAAACUUCUAAGGACUGGGUAGAGCCACACAUCUUUCCUAAAAUGGUUAUAUUAGACUGGAUCUUGAGUUGAGAAGUCUGAGUUGAGAACGUCGGGUGAGGGUGACUUUGCAGGAAUCAAAACUACAAUAUGGUUUCCUUUCACAUUUACCCAUUUCUUUAAAUAGUAAUAUGGAAGCCAUCAGGUUAACAAAGCUUAGAUGGAUCAUUGGAGAUAUUGGAUACGUAUCUCAGAUUGGACAAUGACAGUUGAAUAUCUUUCUCUCUUUCUAUAUUUAUUUAAUUUAACCCUUAUUUUGAUUGAGAACACAUUUCAUUUACAGCAACGACCUGGGGAAUAGUUACAGGGGAGAGGAGGGGGAUGAAUGAGCCAAUCGGAAGGUAAUGACGAUUAGGUGGCCAUGAUGGUAUGAUUAGGAAUUUAGCCAGGACAUCGGGGUUAACACCCCUACUCUUACGAUAAGUACCAUGGGAUAUUUUAGCGACCACAGAGAGUCAGGACACCCAUUUAACGUUCCUAUCAAAAAGACAGUACCCUACACAGGGAAAUGUCCGCAAUCACUGCCCUGGGAUAUUUUUUUUGACGAGAGGAAAUAGUGCCUCCUACUGGCCCUCCACACUCUUCCAGCAGCUGCUGAUCUCCCAUCCAGGACCAACCCUGCUUAGCUUCAGUGACAAGCCAGCAGUGGGAUGCUGGGUGGUAUGCUGCUGGAUGAUGUUGCGGUUGGGGUCAAAUUCCAUACAGGAAGUGAAUCGGAAUUCAGUGAAUUGAAAUUCAGUAAAACUAAAUUCAGUUAAUCGAAAUAUAACAACUUUGUUUUCUUCUCACAGGCGUAUCCUGGACACGGCCAAACGUAACAACCAGACGGGUCACUUCCUUUGGGUUGGCUCAGACAGCUGGGGGUCCAAGAUCUCCCCUGUGGUCCAGCAGGAGAGAGUGGCAGAGGGGGCCAUCACCAUCCUCCCCAAGAGAGCCUCCGUGGAUGGUGAGAGAGCAGGGGACACUGAGCCUCAUUGAACCUACUCAGCAAACAAUGGGAAAUAAUGCAUGUGUUUGUAGCACUGUGAGAUGUACAAACCUUUUGUGCUAUAGAGUGUGGCUUUAGGCUGAUAUACAUUUAUUUUGUCUCUGCUUUUAUUCCUCUUCUUAAUUUUCAUCCUUAUCUCAGCCUUCGACCGCUACUUCCGGAGCCGCUCCCUCUCCAACAACCGAAGGAACGUGUGGUUCGCUGAAUUCUGGGAAGAAAACUUUGCGUGCAAGUUAGGGAUGCAUGGCAAGAGACCUGGGAGCCCCAAGAAAUGCACAGGUACAGCA